Molecule: messenger RNA, 1655 nt
Organism: Loxodonta africana (African savanna elephant)
Lineage: Eukaryota; Metazoa; Chordata; Mammalia; Proboscidea; Elephantidae
Product: olfactory receptor 51F2-like
Exons: 1
Coding region: 381-1349 (322 amino acids)
Biological process (GO): G protein-coupled receptor signaling pathway
Cellular component (GO): plasma membrane
Molecular function (GO): olfactory receptor activity; G protein-coupled receptor activity
Source: RefSeq, a predicted model, not a curated record
GAAAAAUUAGGCUGUUACCUCUUUAUCACGUUAAAAUAUUCCAGGAAGGAUUAAAUAUGAUUGGCCUAUCUAUGGUAAAGUAUUUAUUCUUAGUCAUCAAUGGCCAGAAGAGUGUCAAGGCAGGAGGAUCAUAUAGGAUAAACAUAGCUGCCAUCAAGAAACUCCAAAGAUGAAAAAAAAAUUUUUUAAAGAUACCUACUACAGCAGUUGAAGCCUUGUGAUUUUCUUAUCAAUUUAAUGAGGUAUUCAUAUUAUAUAGAUACUGAACUUUUAUUCGUUUUCUGUAGAUAUAAUUAUUUGCAAUUGGAUUAAUAUAUAAACAAAUGUAGUUUUUGUUUGUUUCAGACUCUUAUCUCGGAAUUACAUACUUUUAAUCCAGCAUGUCAGCUUUCCAGAAUACCACAUCCUCAUCCAUCAUUUUCCUGCUAACUGGUGUUCCUGAGCUGGAAGCUUUCCACACCUGGAUCUCCAUUCCCUUCUGCUUUCUCUAUGUAACUGCCCUCUCAGGAAACAGCCUGAUUCUCUUUGCCAUUACCACUCAGCCCAGCCUCCAUGAGCCCAUGUACUAUUUCCUCUCCAUGCUCUCCACCACUGAUCUUGGCCUGUCCAUAUCCACUCUGGUCACCAUGUUGGGAAUAUUCUGGUUCAAUGUCAGGGAGAUCAGCUUUGAUGCCUGCUUGUCACAGAUGUUCUUUAUCAAACUUUUCACUGUCAUGGAAUCCUCAGUGCUGCUGGCCAUGGCCUUUGAUCGUUUUGUGGCCAUUUCUAACCCUCUUAGGUAUGCCACCAUUUUAACUGACUCCAGAAUAGCCCAGAUUGGGGUGGCAAUUGUCAUUAGGGGGACAGUAACAUUGACACCAAUGGUAACACUUCUUAAAAGACUUUCCUUCUGCCGCAGCCAUGUACUCCAUCACUCCUACUGCUUUCACCCUGAUGUGAUGAAGCUCUCUUGCACAGAUACCAGGAUCAACAGUGCAGUUGGGUUGACUGCCAUGAUCUCUACUGUUGGUGUAGACUCAGUCUUCAUCCUCUUUUCUUACGUUUUGAUCAUUAAGACUGUUCUCAGCAUUGCCUCCCCAGAAGAGAGGAAAAAAGCCUUCAGCACAUGUGUCUCCCAUAUCGGAGCUGUUGCUAUAUUCUAUAUUCCGUUAAUCAGUCUAUCCUUUGUCCACAGAUUUGGGAAACGAGCCCCACCCUAUGUACAUACUAUGAUUGCUAACACCUACCUGCUGAUUCCCCCUGUAAUGAAUCCUGUAAUCUACAGUGCAAAGACCAAACAGAUACGUAGAACUGUUUUAAAAAUUCUCCAUCCCCCGCCCCAAAAAAAAACUAGAGUCAUAAAAUUCUAGAGUUAAAUGGAUCCUUCAAGGUGAUCUUGAAGGUCAUGUUAUCAAUUAAAAAAAACAAAAAAACUGAUGCUCACUGAAGCCAACUAUAUAAUAAUUCAAAGUUUAAGACUGAGUGUAUCUAGGACACUAGCUAGUUCAAUCCUUUCAUUAUACUGACAAGGAGGCAGAGAUGUAAGAAGAGGAGAGACGAACAGCCUAAAGCCCUACACCUAAAAUUUCUCCUCCUUACUACUGUUUGUUCCAAAUGGCUCUUGCCUAUCUCUGGACUCUGUGCCCCACUUCUCAAGACCAGGACCUGUGUUUUGC